AAACUAUGAGUGCUUAUCACCCCCUUCCUUCCGUCAUAAAGCUGGAACAUUGAUGAUAUUCCUCGUCAGUUUUCCUCCAUACUGUCCCACUGGACACGAAAUGGGUGGGACUAAAGAGUGCAUCAUCUACGGGGAAUAGUACUAAACUAUCCUCUUAGAAAACACUGACUGGAAUACGAUGAAACCUUAUUUGUAACCUGAAUGUAUAUUGUACCUGUUUGUGGAAGAGCUGCGUGUGCUGAGCCUGGCUGGUGGUAAAACUGAGAGUAAGUACAUUUACAGGCCUAACUUUGUCGCAUAUUUCACUCCCGUGUGUGUGUGUGUCUGAGCUGAGGUAGCGUUACCGACCGCAAGAAGAAUACCCAGCUGCAGAUUUCCUAUUUCACCCCACUGAGGCACCAAUUCUUGAAACACCGUCGGUAUGAUGUGUAAAAGUUGCUGGCACCUUCAUCCUUUAACAUUUGUGGUGUGAUUUGGUGGAUUUGUGUGUAGACUCAUUGAGGAAUGUGGCGUUGUAGGAAACCAGGGUAUGGGUGGAGACGACAGCGCUCUGCUUUCAAAAUUUUCAGCCCUGACGGAGUAACCUUCAUGUCCCAAGUGUUAAAAGGACUAAACUACUAAAAUGUUGUCUUUAAUGGUACAAAUGAUGGACUGUGCUCUUUGUAGUGUUGAGGAAGAUGGAGCAGUAACAUAGUGUAGUAUGAUCCUUGAUGAAACUUCAAUUCACUUUCUAAAAGGUGGUAAAGAUUUAAGUUUCCCCAUAAUGAAUCCUGUACACAUUAUUAUGUUGUUGCCACUGCUUUCAGGUGACUGUAAUGGGCUAAAACUUAGUAAAACGUUUAAUAAAAAAAAAGUUCCUGUUUUUGACGACUAUUGUGGGCACUAGGGGGAAUCUACAGGGCACCAGCACAUGCAAGAGUUGACUCAGCACCGUUGUUUAGUCAUGUAGGAAUUUAUGACAGAUAUAACAUCCUGUCAUUCGGUUGCAAGUUUGAGGCUGGUGCCAUUUAUAGGUCCUGUGCAUAUAUUUUUUAAAGGUUUGGAACAAAACUUUUUCUUACAAGUAGAAAUUGAAAAGUAACUCCCUUUUUGGUCAUUAUUACUCUGUACCUUUUGACCCCUUGAGGCACACACAGGAAAAAAAUAAUCCUGUCUAUUUAUUUAGGUUCAUAAAGUAGUCUUCUUGCAUUAGGAAAAAAAUAAACAGGGUUCAAUAUACUUGAAUUUAGUAGCUCAAUGUCUAAUUAAUCUGUAUCUUGGAGAUUUGGAAAGAUACUCUCCUCUGCAACAAGUGGCCGUAUUGUAAAAAGCAGCUUGUUACCAGAAGGCAAAUGUGCUUUUACUGCCUUUUAAAGGUCUCAUCUUGCAGUGAUUAUGUAAGGGGGGGUAAUCAGUCAAUAUCCCCUUGUGUCACUGCUGGGUGUGGUUAAUAAAGGUGAGACAGACCGAUGUCAAUGUUGUACUUGAAACUUAAAGCAGAGGAUGCAAGCAAAACAAGGCUUAAGUUACUGUUUUAUACUUAUACUAUAUGUGUGUGGUGUUGUCAGGUGGCUUUUGCACUCCUACUUUGUUCUAAUCUAGGUUUUGAUUUGUGGGAAAAUUUAGACAUGGCGAUAGUUUGUUCCUAGUGUCCCUGUCUUUUUAAAUUUCUUAAACUGCGUUAUUUUUGUGUUAGCCAGGUAAAAGUUUUUGACCAACUCUAAGUCUCCAAGCUUGAAAAAUUCUCUUCCAACAUCAAGAGGCUCUGAAAUUGAAAUGCACCUGGUAUUGGCAUGCACAUCUGCUUGCAACUCUGAAACAGUCAACACCACUGAUACACACAGAAAGAUUUAUUAUGAUAACAUGUGGCUUUGCUUUCAGUUAUGGUUCUGGCUACCUUGGCACAUGUUGUAGAGGACCCAGUGUGGGUGUACUGUAGAAUUUCACAGGUAGGAUGAUGUCUAUAGUUUGGACCAAGAUUCAUUUCAACAAGCGAAAAACAAGAAAAUCGUGUGACUCUAUUGAUGGGUAAACAUAACAUGUUUCUAGAUAAUUACACUUUCCCCGUGGACUAUUAGAAAAAAAAUGUUGUUUGAUCAGUAUUUAGUUUUGCCAUGAUGGUUUUGUACAGCAUGUAAUGUAUGACCUGGAGAAGGCCUGAACAGAAAUAAAGACUAUCACUUUAAGUUUUCAUGGCACUUAACAGCCCACAGAGUGUGUUUGGUAUAAUAAUGUUUGCCCAACAUUAACAUUCAGCAUAUCUAUCAACAAACAGUAAAGAGUGAGUUAGAAUUACAGUCUAAAUGGCCUGAGAGAUUCAGGAUUGUGAAUGAAAGUUACUUGGGUAAAAUACAAAAGGAGACAGAGGAAUUGAACGGAACUUCUCAGAAAUCUGGGAAACAUCUGGUGAAGCUCAGUCUCAACGGGAAUUCAAUAAGCACUGCUUGUACAAAUGAUUUAAACUUAAAGAAGUCUUGUGCUGCAGCUGUGCAGCCCUUAAGCUCUGGAGAAGUAAAAUCAACACAACUACAGGAAGAAAUGUAUUUGCUAUGAUGAAAAACUUUGAGUCGUUUUAGCUGAAAUAAUGAUGCAAAAUAUUCAUCCAAUAAUUUGGCCAAUCUGUAUCAUUAAAUUUAUAAAAUACAAGGGACAGUCUCCUGUCCAUAGGCUGCUUGCACUCAUCUCAGCGUGUGUCAUAGUCUGGAUGAAACCUGAUUGGCUGCAUUCCUAACAAUUGCUAAAUAAGUAAAGUUUUUUUGUAGAAUCGGUCUAAGGUAUGUACAGUGUUAGACUUCUGCCAAAAUGCUGAUACUUUUAAACUUGAGUUGGCUGCUACCAGUACCAAUCCACCAUUCACUUGACAAAGUUUGCAUCUUCCAGCACACUAAGUGGCUGAUUAUUUUCAAUAAUGCUUUCAAUGAUUUUCUUGUCAAGCUCCUUUAGCUUUGGGCGGCUGCUGUAUUUCAUGGCAAUGUCUGAACGACUGGAGUAGAGGCUGCUGACAAGGUCUUGCAAGUGCUGAAGCUUUUUCAUUCUUACUUUUCAAAAACUCAUGGUCUCUGUUCAGAAUGAUGGGUCUUGAGGUCCACAAUUAAACUCAUUGGGUUAGAAAGGUGUAGUUUUGCUCUUCCUCCUCUGACCGGUCCUUUGCGAGCUUUGGAAAUUGCUAUUUUGCUGCCCAAAGAGUUCAAAGUACUUCCAUGUAGCUGACAUGUUGAAGCCUGUUGGAAUGUAUCAGCUGUCAGAGGCUAUUCAGACCUUGUAUCAACAUGUGAUGUGCAGUGAUACGGACACAAGUGACCAGCUUGAAGUAUGUGCAUUCACACUCUGCAUUAACCAUGGGUCUCCAGUCAUCAGAUCUUACUCUCUCCCACUUCAGAUACGGAGUAACACCUUAGAAGAGCUCUCUCUGUUAGACUUAUCCAGGCUUCAGGUGAUUGAUACUAGAUGGAUAUUGGGGUUAGUGUCGCCUAGCACACAUAGGUGUACGCACUGCCAGACCAAUGCGGAUUAGUGUCUCCCAGUUGGGUGAUCAUAUCUCAGCAUGCAUUGACGAGCAUUCAUACAUAGACUCAAAGCUUGUCACUUGCAAUCAGAUCACCCAGACCUGCAUGAUUAAUGUGUCUCCCGGUGGACUGUAACCUAUAUAUUAACAGAAAGUUUGAUAUAUGACAAAACCAAUCAUUUACUUUUUAAACUGUGUUUCUGCAGUGAUAUGAUGCAAAUGAUAUUGUGCAUUUUCAGUGUAGCCUGCUUGUUCAUCGUUCAAAGUGAACAAGCAGGCUACUUACUACUGAUAUUGUCUUCACCAGAGAAACAGGAACACGUCAGACAGCUUUCAGUAUAAGGCUAUUUUUCUUAUUAUUACAUACUUGUUAUGGUGAAGAUACAUUGAAAAAGCCUAUUGAGUGUUACAGCCUAUACCAGGACUCAUUUAAAUGGUGUUCUUCUAUGAUGGAUCAGUGCCAUGAGCUGGAUUAAGGGCUAGUUAAUGUCUCGACAGGGGACUUUGUUUAGCUCAACUGUAUCCAUACAUAAAAAAAAAUGAAAGUGUACCUUUGAAGCACUUGACCAUUUGUAUGUGCUAAAUGAUGUCAGAAUGUCAGAUUGAUUGUUGUAUUUCAGUCACUUGAGACUUGUCCUCUGUUUUUAGUGCCACUCCUUCAGUAUUUAGAUGCUGCCAAUAGCCUUUGGCCAGUAGACAAAAAGCGACGUACCCACCCAGUGUUAAGCUUUGCCCCUGCCUUAACCUGCUCCAAACUACUGAGCCGUUUGAAAUUUUCCCUGAGGGUAUUCUUCACAAGUAACUUAAAACGCAUGUAUUUAUAUAUCAUGUAUAUUUUUUAUUGUCAUAUUAUCAAAAGUAACAAUAAAUUGUCGGCCUCUUCUCAACUUAAUCCAGUAGUGCCUUUAACAGGUGGGAGCAUUUAAUUUUGAGUUUGGUUCUCAGACGUUCGUUUCCUAUUUUCACUCCCGGACACGCGCGCUCUUGGCCAACACUCACACAAAUACACUUUGUCCCUUCCCUUUCCUCCUUUCGUUGCCCAGGAAACAUCCAGCCAUUCAAAGAUAUCUGCCCACACACUACACAAAAGGGUUCACACACACACCCUAAUCCCUCCGUGUGCUGUGUCCUACACUUCUUGUAUGUCAGUUUUGUAUGUCACGCAGUGGAUGAGCUGAUCAACAGGUAAACAACCCAAGAUGCCUGCAGUGCCUUUUUACUCUUUGUGUCAGUAUUCUAAGAGUAGUACUUAAAAAAAUGACGUAAUCUUUGUUGAAUAGUGAGAAACUGAGUUGUUCUUGAAUGCCUCUGCUUGUGUAACCCUGAUACGUUGCUCUCCUCAGGGAUUAGAUUCGCUUCAUAAAGCUGCUUGUGCUGUUUGAUUAUUUCACUAACUUGUCAGAUUCUGCACCUAGCCGUGUUACCAUCAGUCUGCAUCUGACUCUAUUUUGGCUCUUUUGACUGCAGCAGCAUGUUACAGCUGCUAUUUCUUUUCCAACUGCAGUUUCUUCAUCUAGAACUCACAUUGCCAUUAAUCAUUAAGUCUGAGACGCAACAGCAGAAGUUAAGAAUUAAGAUGUGACCAAUUUCCCAUACACUAUGGUUUUGAGAGUGCAAGAUAUAUACAAACUUGUACUGACUUUAGAUGUGACAUUUUCCUCUCCAUAUGAAAUAGUUGAACUCACAAAGUAUAAAUAGUAUUUAAUGAUUUUCCCUACAGUUAAGUCAAAAUUGGCCAAAGACGCAAAAACAUAAGUACUUUCUGCUGCUUUUGUUUAGUUGAAAUCGUAUCAGAUUAAAAGUGUCAGUUGUAAUGUGUAUAAACAGAACGGUUUCAGUUCUGCCAUUCAAGCUGCAGCUCCACCGUGUUUACUACACUGUGUAUGUUCAGUGGUAAGGAAACAUAAAACUCCCUACAGAAUAUACAGCCCUCUUCUCCUUCGCCUUUGCAGAGCAGCUGCUAUUUGCAUCAGCGGAGCAAUGGCCAGUCCAGAGGAUGUGAUCGAGCCAGCGGCUCUAAGCUCUACGUUCCAAAACCUGGGAAGAAGACGCUUUAUGCAUGACACACACAACCUGACUCCAGAUGAGAUAGAUGGCCUCAUGUCAAGUAGUGGUAAGAAAUGUGUCUUUUUUUUCUCACAAGAUGAAAGUAAACAUAUGCGCUGCUAAUAGAUGUAACUUAACUCCAUCAAAAUGCUCUUACCCACCAAACCACAGACGGCCGGCCUUUUCUGGUGGUGCAUCACCUCCCAGAGCUGAAAGAGGAAGGUGUGCCCUACUUAAUGCCUGGUACUCCAGUUACAUGCAGAGUGGACAACACAGAGAAAUACACUACACGCUCAAAGGUUCACCUUUCAACCUGCCUAUGAUAUGUUUAUUUCAGAUGUUAUUCAGAUGGAGAUGGGGGGUGGUAGCCACAUGUUGAUUUGCUUUACACUGAACAUAAUUUAGGUGUAGAUGCAGAGUGAGGGUAAGGUUAUGGCAGAAAUUAAAUAAGUGGGGGAUUUGUUUACAUGCCUCAUUUGAACAUUUGCACUUACAAAUAAGCACAUAAGAUGUUUUAUGGUUGUGUAUUAUCCGGUGCUGACCUGUUGAAAGCAUCACAUGCUGCAUUUUUUCACUAAGAAACACACUUAAGAAUGUACAGGGAUUAGUAUCAGCCAAUUUAAAGAUGGCUGGCUUAGCUUAGUCAGUUUAAAGUUCUCUGCUUGUCUUUGUACCUAUAUGCAUCUAAUAAACACAACAAAGUGAUUAUCUUUUCAAUCUGUAGUUAAUUUAUGAUUUGUGUGAUUGAUAAAUAAGCAACUCAGUAUCCAAUGUUUUUUAUACAAUGGAACAAUAUCCUUCCAGGUCCAUGUGGGCACCCUGUACACUGUGCGACUAACACACGGCCACUUCCAUUGGACGGUAAAGAGGAAGUACAAGCACUUCCAGGAGCUGCAUCGAGACCUCUACAAGCACAAAAUGAUGCUGCACUUGCUGCCUAUUGGGAGGUUGGUGUACCCAUCUGUUUGUCUUAAUGAUGCAAAUGAACUCCUCACUCUUGACAGGCGUGCAAUGGAAAUAUGAGUGAUGGGCUGCUGAAAGUUUUUAUUGUCAGAUUUCUACAACACAGAGCGGUUUGAAUAUUCAAAUUCCUCUCAUAGGUUUGCAAAGGACAGGCAGCAGCUGAGAGCCAUGUCAGAAGAAAUGCCCAGCCUGCAUGGGACUGAACGUACCCGAAGGACCUCCAGCAAAAUGGUAUCACUCGUACUAAUCAGAUACAUAAUACAUAAGUGUUUGGUGUCUUAAAUUUCCCUUUGGGGAUCAAUGAAAUUCUUCAUAUCUUAUUCACAGCACUUAUUUUUGGAGAACUAUGAGCCAAUUUUAGAAUUAUGAACUACAUUAUACUUAUUGUUUUUGUACAAUGACUUCUGUACAUAAAAAAAGAGAAAUGGGGUCUUAGAUAUAGAGAUAAAAAAAGAAAUGAUGGAGGUAAAUGAUGUCAGUUUGUUGAGAAUAAUUGGAGACCUACAGAUCGAAUUUGAUAAACAUGCUAAUCAAAUUUCGGAAAACAGCGAGUGCAGCCUAAAAGGUUUCAUUCAUUUCUCUUUACACCUUUUAUUUAGUUGUUUUUUUAAUUAAUUGAUCCACAAAGUCAAAGAAGGGAGACAAAAUAUAGACUGAAUAUUGGUUGGGGGCGUAAAUUUGAAAAUGAUGUACAUGUUUGAUUUCAGAUUCUUCAAAGAGUCACAAAAACUGUCCAUUCCUCCCAUUACUAAGUAAAGAUUACUCCUUGAAGCCUUUAAAAGAGAAGUAAUCCUUUCCAUUGCAAUGAUCUUCUUAACUAUGUCCCUUCAGUCACUUUGGGGGGGCCAGGAUUGAACCAUUUCCUUGUCAUAGCUUUUUCAUAAGCAUCAAACAAAUGACGCUAUUUACACGAGUUUUACAUGAUUAGAUACGUCAUCACCCAAAAUCUUACUCAUGGUUAGACAUUUAUUUGUCCACAACGUCUUUACUUCUGGACUCAUCCAAAAAUGUGGGAGCGGUUAGCGUCUUUGUGCUCACACCAUCUCAAACGCUGUUUUUGAAACACAUUAUUUUCAUGUAUUUAAAUGACUGUAUGUAGAUUUGCUCUGUUCCCAUCAAAAGAACUCAAAAUUCACUCUCAUUUAUUGUUUGUCAUUCAUUGUGAAGUACUUUUUUUCAUCAAGUUGCAUUUAAAACUUUGUAACUUUACAGUAUUUAAAUAUAACUUGGAUUUUCUUCUGUCGUAUCACAGAAAUACCUGGAGGAGUACCUGAACGGUCUGCUGGAUAAUGUGUUCUGUCGGAACGAUCACAGCAUGGUAAUAACUCUAAAAGCUCACAAACACAUACCCCAAAGUAAACGUUGUGUAGCUGAAAGUGUUUUCUUCUCUUCCUCUUUUAGCUGGAAUUCCUCUCUGUGGGCGCUCUCUCCUUUGUCACCGAUCUUGGACCUAAAGGCUUGUAAGCAAACCUCUGGAGAUUGGUGUGCUGCAAGUAGAAAUUAGGAAGGGGAUGUGUGUGGGUGAGAUUUGUUGUGUAACAUGUGUGACUUGCUUUCAGGGAGGGACCCAUCUUCAAGAGGUCUGGGGGUCACAGGAUUCAAGGCCUGAACUGCAUUGGCCAUCAUCAGUUUUGUUUCCGCUGGUCACGGCGCUGGCUGGUGGUGAAAGACUCCUUCUUGUUAUACAUGGACCGAGACAAUGGCAGCAUCAACUUUGUGCUGCUGUUCGACCCUGAGUUCAAAGUGAAAGUUGGCCGUGCUUACACAGACACCAAAUAUGGUGUCUGCAUUGAGAACUUUGCUCGGUGGGUCUCCUGUGUUUUUGUUUGUUCACUCGGAGCUUCAGUAUAUUGCUGAUAUUUAUGCCUGGGGUUAUGUUGUGUUUAUGAUUCAUACCUGGUCUGUUUGCUGUUCUUUCAGGAGUCUGAUCAUCAAAUGCAGCAGCUACAGACAGGCUCAUUGGUGGAGUCACGAAAUCAACCGACUGGCAGAAACCUGUGACUUUCUCAAACUGCAACGCUUUGAAGGCUUUGCACCACCACGGGACAACACACUCACAAAAUGGUCAGAUAUAUUGUGUGCUUUAGAUUAACAACUGUGUACCUUAAGACGUGAUCCCCAGCUUCUAAACUUUUAUGGUUCAUGGAUGUUACUUGAAGGUACGUGAAUGGAAGUGGCUACUUUGCAGACCUGGCUGAUGCACUCGAACAAGCAAAGGAGGAAAUCUACAUCACAGAUUGGUGGUAAGUGCCAGCAAUACGUUCAAGACAUCAUACCUUUGUUUGAAGUUACUUUCUUCUGUCAACGAUGAGGAGAUUUUUGCAACCUUAUUUUCUCCCAGGCUCAGCCCUGAAGUGUUUCUAAAGAGACCUGCAAUAGAGAACUACUGGCGCCUGGAUCAGAUACUCAAACGCAAAGCGGUAGGGCUGCUCUCUGUUUUGUUAGUUUCUUUUUUUGAAUAACUACAUGAACUCGCAUCAAAAUUUUAAUACAACCGUGAGUCUUUUGACUGUUUUCUGCAGGAACAAGGAGUCAAAGUGUGCAUACUGUUGUACAAAGAGGUGGAGCUUGCACUUGGCAUAAACAGUGAUCACAGCAAAAGAACUCUCAUGAAUAUGCACCCAAACAUCAAGGUGGGUCACGUGUCUCCACAUCCUUUGAUUUACAAGUCAUGGGAAUAAAAUGGUCUAAGGCCUCAUGUUUAAACCAUUAAUUUUGUCCCCUUUUUUCAUUAGGUGAUGCGACAUCCUGACCACGUCUCCUCUGUGGUGUUCCUGUGGGCUCAUCAUGAAAAGAUGGUGGCCAUUGACCAAACAGUGGCAUUUGUGGGGGGGAUCGAUCUGGCCUUUGGGAGGUGGGAUGACAGCCUGUACCGGUUAACCGACCUGGGUUUGACAGAGAAAGUUGCUGGUGUGACAGAUGAGGCCCCCAAGCUGGAUGUCGUGGUAAGGAAGUUUUUAUUCUGGUAUUUCUAUGUCUUUUAUCUUGUAUUUAUCAUAUUUCUAAACCAGUGCAUAGAAUUGUCUCCUCACUGAUGGAGAAUGACUCUUUGAUGUCUCUGUUAACUAGGACAGUGGUGUGGCUGAUGGUCAAAACCCCCCUGAACCAGAUAAACAGGCAGAGCAGGACCCCGGGGAUCUGACUGGCAACACUAAAUUGUGGCUUGGCAAAGACUACAGCAACUUUAUCAGGAAAGACUGGGUGCAACUGGACAGGCCGUUUGAAGGUGAAUUAUCUAAAUCUUCCUCAGUAUCUCCGUCAUACUGAGCGUCUCUGUGCAGGGAGCUCAAAGGAUUGUUCUCUGUAUUUUUCCAGAUAACAUUGACCGUUUGCAAGUCCCUCGCAUGCCGUGGCGCGAUCUGUCUGCAGCGGCUCAUGGCAAAGCUGCCAGGGACGUUGCCCGUCACUUCAUCCAGCGCUGGAAUUUCACCAAGGUUCGACCCAAAGGAAAUGAUCUGUCCGUUUGAAGCUGCCUAGAUUUUACUGUCAUAGUUUGCUUAAUUUUAUAAACAUCCUCUUCCUUUUUACACCAGAGUUUUGAAAAUGAUUGUGUGGAUAUGCAGAUUCACUCAGUGGAUUUCUCAUACUCGUCCUGUCAAGUAUUCUAUUUUUCGGGGCAAACACAAUCACAAAGUUGAUUUUUUUUUUAAUCAAAGGUGGGGUAGGCAGGAUCUGAAGAGGUGCCAGUUUUUGGGAGAAAUCUUGAAUGUAAACACUACCCCUCCCAACCAGUUUUCCCCUCAGCUCCUCCUCACCCCGCCCACAAACAGACGCUCCUGCUUCAGAUGUAAUGCAGAUAAAUACUUCAGAUAAUUACAAAUGGGGCCCAGUCAAUGUGAAAGUAAAAAGCAUUGGUGCUACUGUAGAUGCCAACAGACUACCAGCAAACACAAUGUUUGCAGGACUUCUAAAACUACGAUAAAGUGACAUAGUCCAGGACCCGAGGUAAACAGUUUAGUGACGCUACAACACGCAGCAGGUCCUGUUUGAAAAGAAACACUUCUGCUACAUACACUUGGCUUACUUUGUUAAAGCAGUUUACCUGUCCAGCAGAAAAGCUACAGGGUCCUUGAGAUCCCGAAGCGUCCUCCAUAAUUUUAUGUUGACCCAGCUUUUUAGCUCUUGUCCGGUCUACCUCCUUUCUAAGCGCCUGUUAUUCCGCCAGUGUCUCUGAUAUUUACUUCAUUUUCUUGCUUGUGUUGGUGGUCGUGGCCAAAGGAGGAUUCAGACAAUUUUCUGUACUUUCUGGUUGGUUUGUACUGCUCGAUAUUGUAGCACCCUAACUUUGUUUGGGCUCCUGAACGUUAUUCGUGGACCAUGCCUCACAACAUGAGAAAGCAGCGUCCGCCUCAAAACCAAUCAGCACCAAGAAGCAGUGACUGCCUUACAACCAAUCAGGUUGGGGGAGGCGGAGAAUGGGUUUGUUUACAGUCAGAAAGAGUGGCCCACUCAAAAAUACUAAAAUGUUGACUUCACAGACAUAACAAAACACAGCGAUAUAUUGCUAAAUGUCAUCAAUAACUAAUAGCUAUUGACUGAUAUUAAAAGCUUUUGUGUAUAUACACCACAAAAAAGAUGCUUCUUUAACGGGACCCUGCCUACCUCACCUUUAAGUUAAAAAAUCACAAAAAUUGUAAUCAUCAGAUUUCCCUGUAAAAAAUAGACUGACACUUGUGGCUGCCAUUUAAAAGUUGUAGGCCACUGUCCACAGUCUCUUGUCACUCUUGGAUUUAUUUGCCACAUUUAUGUCCAUGUGGUUUGGUAUUCUGGCUGUAAUAACUUUGCUUAAACAUUAAAAUAAGCCCUUUGUGGAAAAGCAGAGAUCAUCAGAAAGGUCAGUAAUCUGCUUGUUUGUCUCUUCCAGAUCUUCAAAAACAAGUACAAGGAUGACUUCUACCCUUACCUCCUACCCAAGUCUAACAGUACCGCUGACAACCCCUCAUAUACCGUUCCUGGCUCCACAAAGGCCAAAGUGCAGGUAUUUAUGCACACAUAUUCACCAAGGACCAUGUUACAAUGUGUGUAACACCUGCAUGAACAGUAGAAAAAAAAUUUGCAUGCUAUUUCAUGCAGUAUAAAACACAUCAGCAUCUUCACAGUAUUUCACAUUGUGUUCUGCUUCUGGUGUUGAUCCUACAAGGCUGCAGGAUGCUGUUAUUUGGGCAAAGUAGUGCUUUUUAGCCUCUACAAGUACAUGGAGUCUCUUAUACAAAGACUGUUCCCACGUGAUGUUUGUGUGCCAGAUAAAUCAGACUUUCUGUUCACUGUGGGUGGCAGUCCUGCUAGAGAACAGUGGCAAGUUGUAAAACAAGCUCUCCGAGCCAUGAGUAGAAGACAACAAAAAAGGCUCCACAGAAAAGCCGGCCAGAAACUUGUACCAUGCACAGAAAAAUCCCUGCUUUAAGUCACCCCUUUUGCACACACGAUGACAACACAGGAAACUCCUUAUACAAGAAGAGACAUUAGUGAGAUAACUUCAGUCUCUGUAAACACGCAAGACCAUUCGAGUUUCUACAUUAUACAUUGUACAGCACCAAGAUCAGGAAGACAAUCAGAUGGCUUUCUGUACAUACAACAAAGAGACAGUGUUCUGGCUUUUGAAGAGCAGCUAGUGUAUUCAAGAGAUUUUUGCUGCAGCAGAUGGUGGAACAAGAGUAAAUCCUGUUGAGAAAAAUCACUUCCAACAUGUUUAUCCUCUUCAGUAAAGCCAGAGAAAACAAAUACGCUGCCAGAGAUGGGAAGAGGGGAGGGCAAGUGGAGGCAUCUUAUUUGCAUCAGGCAUCAUGGGAAAUGUGGUCCAGUCAAAAACCAAAAAAUAAAAUUUGCAAAACAGCCUGAAUGAGUCAGAGCUCAUCGUAAUCAUCUUACUGUUUAAAUGAUAUUGAAGUAACUCUGCAGAGGCUGUAGUUUAGUGGUGUUCCUUCAGUAAACAUUAGGCAGCACUGGCUUUCCUGCGUUUCCUUCUUCUGUGUCAUGUAGUGGCCUGUAACCCUAAACCUCGCUCCCCAUUAAGGGAUAGCUCUCCUGUGAGGUUGGGUUGAUCCCUUAUUCAAGUUUCAGCUCCUUUGUUAGAGACUCUGACCCUGUAGAAUACUCAUGUAUGUAAAGCAGAAGUUUGUGCAACGAAAAAGCAACUUGAAAUUUCUUCUGCAUACAGUAAUAGUGCAGCUGAAGCUUAGGAACACUAAUAUAACUGUGAUGUGAAGAAGUGGUACUUCUUUGGCGUUUUCUUUACCCUGUAAUUCUUGUGCUACAUAUGGUCUUUGCUGUGUUUGGUGAGAGUAAAUAAUUGCAUUAUUUAGAUGCAUCAAGGAAACAUUUGAUGCAGAGAAUACAAACUGUAUAAAAUUAGUUUGAGUUUGAAUCACUGUAUAUCAACAUUUAACAUGUUUGUCCCAUUACUGUAGAGAUUUGCCUUUAAAAACACUCGGCAGACAAAUCGGUAAAUAUAGCUGAAAAUAAACCAGUGAAUUCAAAUCAAUUCAAUAAAAAGAAAAUGUAUUUGUCCCUGAAGGGCAAUUCAAAGGACAAAAGGCAGUAGUAUAAGACCUUCUAUAAGGAGAACAAAGAAUAGGAAAUGGGGUGAAAUUGUGCACAAUUGAAUGCAGGUAAGACAGAAAUUUAAUUUAUUUUUUUAUGUCUUAUGAUCCGCUUUUGAUUUUCUUUUUUCAGGUGUUGCGGUCUGCUGAUCGUUGGUCUACUGGAACCUGUGAGAACUCGAUCCUCCAAGCCUACAUCCACACCAUCGAGAACAGCGAGCACUACAUCUAUAUCGAGGUAUGCAGGACUACCAGGGGAUUCAGAGACAAAUACGAACCUUUUGGCAAAGACUCAAUUUUUUUCAGUUGAUUUAUGCUUAAAGUUCAUUUGUUGAGUUUUUAUCUGGUCAUGAAACAGACUGAAAUUCUGAUGAAGAGUUUAUUUGACCCACAAAAGCAAAUAAGACCAUAAACAACAAUGUUGGGUAUUUCCAUAUAGUUAUUUUUAAUGCUUGGGUGUCAGAAAAAGUGAUGCACAGCAUACUGCAGGCACAACCUUUUUCUCACAUUUUGCAGAGCCAAGAAAACCUGCUCAAAAUAAUUUGAGGCUGAUGUUUGAUGUUGUUAAAUUACAACACCUUUUCAUGAUUAACAUUUUUGCUCUAAAGUAAAACAGAAAUGUGUUAAAUUCUAAUUAUACAUUGACUUCCUUUUACUUCUCAUGUUUCAACAUGUGAUUUUCACAUACUUUCUCAUCAUUAAUAUGUUGCUUUCACAUUUAGAGUUCCUGUAGCCAAUGUGUGUCCAGCCACAAGGUUUUCUGAGUCUAAAUUCAAUCAUAGCUUGGACCCUUCUAGCCAGCUACCUGCCUGUUUAAGCUUUCACCUCAUACUGAGCCACCAUCUGCCUUCUCUCUGCCCUUAGAACCAGUUCUUCAUCAGCUGUGCCGAUGGGAAAACUGUCUAUAACGGGAUCGGUGAUGCAAUUGUGAACCGAAUCUUGCGUGCACACAGGUCUGGUUUUACAAUACUUGCCAGGUUUACAGUAUGUGGCACUUCAUUCAUUUUGUACACACAUUCUUGACUAUUGAAGUGAUAAAGCAGCUUUCCACGUAAUCUGUCCCCUGAAAGUGGAUUAAAACAUGUUUACCAAGCACCGAGGAAACUACCCCCGGCAUAUAUGACUGAAAGACUAUUUGUGCUACAUAUAGAGUAUUAUUCUUAAUAGUAUAAAUGAUCAAUUGGCAUUGUUGUUUUGCUGUCUCACGAUUGAAAUAACAUUGACAAACCAGAGACUAGAGUAUAAAGAUGAGUGACCUUGUGCUGCUAUUGUGACUCAUUUCAGAGAGAAUAAAAAGUACAGAGUGUUUGUGGUGGUUCCUUUGCUUCCUGGGUUUGAGGGAGACAUCAGUGCAGGAGGUGGAAAUGCCAUCCAGGCUAUUCUGCACUUCACUUACAGGUGAGAGCCUUUUUUCAUCCCAUUUCCAUGCUGCGCUCAGCCCAGCAUGGACCAGCAGGCAUCGAAAUUGCAGGAAAACACAACCUCUGAAUGUUCAUCUUCUGCUAAUGUACGGCAGAUCACAAUGUCCUUGAGAGGUUGUUAUGGACUGGUCAACCAUAUUUCCUUUGUUUGUUACACUGCAAGAGCUUAUUCAUAGUCUGACUCUGAAAGUUUAUUUAUUUCUCAUUAUUAUAUUGUUUUCCCUAAAGUUUAAUUUUGACAGCAAGCAUGUAUGAUUAGCACAAAUGAGAAGCUUUUAUAAACCAAACAGUGUAACUGAACAGACCCUUGCUGCGUUUUCUUUAAUCACACUAGCUCAUAGUUUUGUCAAAUAAGGCUGUAUUAAAUAAUAGCACAUUAUGAUCCCAGUCAGUCUGUCGUUAUUAUAACAAAGCUCCCUCUUUGCAUUCAUUUAAGUAGUUUAUAAGUUUGUUGUGCUUAUUCUGACAAAGAAUAUACUCCCUGGUAGUCACUGCCACUCAGUUUAGAAGAUUUUUCUAUAAUUCUUCUUUUAUGCCAGAUUUUUAUAUUUUUAUGUCUCAUUUUUUUAUGUCCUAGGACCAUGUGCCGAGGGGAGCACUCCAUCCUGUCAAGACUAAGUGAAGGUCAGUAUUAUUCCUUAUACUCCUUUCUUUGUAAAUCUAAAUCAUCUUUUUCCGCUCUAACUCAUUUGUCUUUCUUUCUCCUCGUGUUGCUCCUUUAAACUGAAGCUCAUGGUGCUAGGUACCUUCACUUCUGUCUUCAUUUCCAUCACUGACUUAUUCAUUUCUUUCACACCCACUUUAAAAGUCAAAAAAUCUUUGUGCGUGUUAUGAGACACAUUUUUGUUUUUCACCAAGAUUCCUUCUUAAUACUUUGUAUCUGGUUUUGCAUCUCCAGUCAAGGACCAGUGGACUGAGUACAUCUCACUCUGUGGCCUGAGAACACACUCCCAGCUCUCCCAGUCUCUUGUCACUGAGCUCAUCUAUGUUCACAGCAAGACCCUCAUUUGUGACGACCGCUGCUAUAUCAUUGGUGAGUCACAGCCUGCAAAAACUCAUUGAUAGUCAGAAUGACAUCCGAGCUCCAAAAUAGCUAAUCAGCGCAGCUCCAAGAUACAGUAAAUAAGUAAUCAGUCAGUGUCUCUAAUCUACAGUUUGGAAGCUAUGAAAGUUAAGUGCAUUUUAAACAGUUGGUUAAAAAUAUGCAAAUAAACAAAUAUAUGUAGAAUUUUUUUUUUUGUUUAUUUUAAACUAUUAUUUGUAGGAAUGAAUAUUUAGAAGUGAUUUUGAGCCCAUGCAGUGAUUUCUGCUACAAAGUUAUGAAUUGUUUUUAAUGCAGUGCCUCCUAAGGGCUUGAACAUUUUGGCCAUCUAGUACUUGUUUUUACUUUUAUUCUCUCUGUAGUGCCAGGAUUCCUCUUGGUUCUCUAAAUAUUUAAUGAUUUUAUGUGAUAUAGAUGAUAAUAUCCCAAAUUCUUUGCAAUUUUAUGCUAAGGAACAUGUUUUGGAAGUCGUUUGACUAUUUUAUUAUUUUUUUUUUUUACCGUUUACACAAUGUCCUAACUUUUUUUUUUAAUUGGGGUUAUAUUUACUACCCUAAUACUAAUAGUACUUAAAACUUUUAGUAUUGGAAUAUGCCAAUCCUUUGUCAAAACUUAAAUUUCUGUCACACGAAAAUUUUGGAAACAGAGAAAAUGAUGCAUGUAACCUAACAUUACUGUUAGUCAUCUGCCUUUCUGUUUACUUUCCUAGGACUGUUACAAAGCUGUAUUUAACGACUGCCAGUAUUUGUACCCCAAGACUGAAUGGGAAAAACAUUCUUUUCUCUCUUACAAGGACCAAAUCAUGACAAUUAGCUAAAGUCUCAGAUGAGCUUUUCUCUUUGCCAAAGUUGAAUUGGAAUGAUUUGCCAGUAUCAUUUUAUCCACAAUGUUUAAACUGCAUCUGACUUCUUUUAGAUCGCAAAAAGUUUUAGCCUUUAACCUUUACAGACCAAUCUAUUCCUACACAAAAACAAAUGCAUGGAGAAAAAUGUUUAAGCUUGCAUAGUCGCCCUCAUUCUGAAGAAUACUCUUAAUAUUGAGUGUAUUUUAUGCUGAUUUGUGCUUUCACCUCUGAACUCUUGAUUGCGACGUGUCGGAACAAACAGGUUGUAAAUGUCUGUAUGUCUCAUCUAUGUUCCAGGAUCCGCCAACAUCAAUGAUCGCAGCAUGCUGGGCAACAGAGACAGUGAGAUGGCAGUAUUUGUAGAAGAUGAAGAGCGGGUCCCGUCUGUCAUGGGAGGGGAGGAUUACCAGGCAGGACCCCUCGCUCUGGCUCUGCGCAAAGAGUGUUUCAGGUCAGGAGAGAUUAUGUAACCCUUGAAACUAGUCUGGGUUUUUUUUUUUUUUCUGAUCAAAUGUGUACCUCUGCACUGCUCGGUUCGAAAGCAGCGUCAAAUUACUUCUAUGUCAUGAAAAAGAUCAGCAUUACUAUUAUUUUCCAUGCACUGGGAAAUACCAACUUCUAGAUGCUAAUUUGAAACAUGCGAAAAGCAAAUUUGGAUGAGUUUUAACAAAAAAUAAAUAAAAAAUUCUCCUGAUUAAAAACAUAUUAAGUUGUAAUCCUACUAAGGCUGUGAGUGUCCACACAACCUGUCUACAUAUUAACCUUUGUGCAGUUGCAAAGAUCUGACAGACAGGCCUUUGUUUCACUUUUUUGUCCCUUUUGGUUUGCCAUAGUUAAGUCACUAUAGCUGUGUUGGAAAAUAACACUAAGGCACAUUUCACCUUGGAGUGGCCUCAUUUUGGAGUGGGCACAUCACCGUGUACAUAAGAAUAAAACAGUUUGGAAGAUGUUUGAGAGUGCGAAAUGGGUGACAACUGACUGCAGGCCAGUCAUCACUGUGGAAGACUCUAACCAGAAUCUAAUGGGACUUCCUCAGAUUAGCAUGUUGUGACUAGUCAUAUGUCGAACCAUUGCAGUGUUAUCCUUUAAAGAAAUAAAAUUAAUUCUGUGUUUCACAGAAUAAGACCUUUUAAAGCUGUCUCCAGCUACUUAGUCAUGGUUUCAGACUGCACUGAUGCAGCAUUUAUGUUGAAAAUAAAUCAGUAUAUAACACACUUUACUGCAUUCAUCUGAUUCCCUAAUGAAGACCGUGGUAGGAAUUGCUUUACAGUGUGAUGUUCAAAUGUAUUCCUCCUCUUUUCUAGGGUUAUCGUUGGUGCUUCUUCAGACCCCAGUAUCAAUAUUGAUGAUCCAAUCAGCGAUGAAUUCUUCUUCUUGUCUUGGAACGCAGCUGCUAAACAAAAUGCCAUCAUUUAUGACAAGGUAUGAAUGUGACUUUCGCUCAUAUUUCUCCUGAAAAGUAUACAUGUAUAGUUUAAAUCUUCAGUGAGGAGUUUUUAACUAGUUAUGGAACAAAUUUAGCAAAUACAAAUGCUUAUUUGGAACCUUAAACAGCAGAAUAGAUCAUGAGUAGGGAAAUUUGAUCUAAUUAUUUUUUGAUACCUGUUGCUGCUGUCACCAAGCCAGGUUUCUCACCUCCCCUUUGUAACCAUUUGCUGGUGUGUGCUGCUCUCAAAUAGGUUUUCAAAUGCCUGCCCCACAACUCAGUCCACAACAUGCGUGACCUGAAAGAGUACUCUAGCGAGGAGCGCCUCUGCGACACCGACCCCGAGAAGGCCGCAGAGGAGCUGAAGGGAAUCAAAGGCCUGCUGGUCCACUUCCCCCUGAGGUUCCUGUGUGAGGAGAACCUGCUGCCGCCUCUGGCUACUAAGGAAGGCAUGGCACCUGUUGGGCUGUGGACAUAACCACAGCUCAGACCACAGAAGACCACUAAAGGGCUUAUGUUCACCACAGCACACUAAAGUAGUUAUGGCACUGGCACUUCAAUGGUGGGGAAAACAUCACGAUUUACUUUUUUAUCAUUAUGCUUUUUUACUAUUUCUGACUGACAAUGAACUGGUCUGAACAUAACCACUGAGAUAUAAAUGUAAUGAUAGUUCUCUCUCAUCAAUCUAAAUGAAUUUAUGUACUAGCCAGUUGUUCUCAGUAUCUGCUUCAGAAAUUGUCCUGUACAAUCUGAACCAGCACUGUUAGAAAAAAAAAAACACACACACAAAUGAAUGUAUGAGUCAGGGGAGGAUGUGAGGUUCUAUUGGUUACCUAGCAUCUCACAUGAUCUAGGAACAUAGUGUACAAUUAUUGGUGAAGGUUUUUGGGUGGGUGGCUCUGUCUUUCUCUCUCCUCUUUUUUUCUGGAUGUCUCUCUCUUUCUCUCUCUCCCUCUUUCUUUCUCUAUCUUUCUUUCUCUCUUCCGCUCACUCUCACUUUCUCCCUCUGAGGCUUCACCUCUCACUGCAGUGCCAGCAAAUCUGUCAGAACAUUUGUGGUUGUUAUGGUGACGGAUAUAAAGAGAUGACUGGAUUAGGGUUGAAAUAAAGACUGGAUAGGGUCGAAGAAGGAGAGCACUGAUAAAGGGGUUAACUUACUAAAUCAGGAUUGUGAAAGGGAGGAAAUAAAGUGAUAUGGAGAGAGAGAAAAAGAACAGAAGAUUUUUGUGUAGGAAAAAUCAUUUGAGUAGUUUUGGAUUAAAAGAUCAGGUGGGCAAAACUGUGGGAGGGAAAUAAAAGCAGGACAAGAUAAUUAAUGGGUGUUAGGUUGAUUUACCGUUAAUUGUUGCGUUUUCCACUUUCAAAGUCACCAUGACAACCGAGUGAGUUAUUAUUUCACUAUGUUGUCAGCAGUCCAGAACAGAACAUUCCUCUAUCCACUCUGCUUUGACAAAGCUGUCUGAAGCAGAGACAUGAAUUGUUUGACCAAUGCAAUUUUUCAUUUAUUUCAACAAUUCUGUUUCCACGUGCCAUAAAAUGUGCUGCAUAACUACCCAAUAUUGAUGUGCUAACAACAAGCAUUUGUAAAGGUGUAUUACAUUAAUUUAUAUGUUACAUUUAUUGGUUAACACUCACAGUUUGAGCAUUAUCAGGUCAUAUGAAUGCAAAUAAUUUAAUGCUGUUUUUAUAAAACAAUGUCGGUUAUUAUGCUAGUUCCCUUUGCUGAGCCAUGAGGAUCCAAGUGACUACUAUUGAGCAAAUUGGAAAAGUCUAACAUUGGAUGAAUAUGUAGCAUCAGUGAUAGAAGUUGACCCCGUUAGAGCUUUGUAAUGAAUGAUUUUUUUAAAGAUCAUGUUAUAGUUGGACUGAUAAAAAACAAUAGAAGCUACCUUUCUAAUGUAGAAAAACAAUAACAACAUAUCAUAAAUGUGGCUGCCCUUAACGAAGACAUGGGUCUAAUGUUGCAUAUGCAAUGUUACUUUAAUUUUAAGGUCUUAAAAGUCUUUCUCAUUGCACGUAUUCUUCCAGAGUCUAACAGUGCCUUUGUAAAGCACCUGUCACAAACCAAAGUUUUCAGUGAAUGAACAGCAGAGAAAUAGAAAUGAUCAGGACAUGAACCUUGUGAAUGGACCGAAUGUUUGACAUUAGAGCCUUUUGGUAGUGUUCCCACUGGACCUUUAUGUAAUAUUGGAACAAUUCCCUUCUUAGCGUUUUUUUAUAACAAAAACUUGAAUUUUUAGAAAUUAGUCAGAGUGACAUAAUAUAGUGUAUUUUUAUACUUUCACUCCAGAAUUUUGAAAACUGGUUGAACCUCUGACUGAGCCAGUGAAAGAGUGCUUCAUAAUUCUAGGAGACAAGCCCACAAGUCAACAACACUACCUGUGUAGUUUCAAUGCAAAGUAGUCUAUAAAUGUGACAGAGGAUAUGUGCCCCACAGAAAUGCUGCCUAAUGUUACAUGAAGCACCUUUCACAAAGAAGCUAGCAAGACCAUCUGUGUUCAGAAGUGCAAUACUGGCUUCAGAACUAUUCACAUUUUCUUUUGGAAGACAUUAAAAAGCCACUAUGAACUCUUGCAGACUCAAAGCUGAGAAUUUGCUGGCCUCUCUCACACAGCACAAAAUGGUAGCCUUGUCUUUGUAGAAAGAUUUCUGAAGGAAUGUUUUUAAUUCAAAGUGACCUUACUCUGUCUCUACUCUAUGGAUUUUAUUUUUAUGAAAAACUAGCAUUACCCGUACAUAAAGAUGUCUAUCUCACUGAUAAAAGUUGUAUUUUUAACAUUCCUUAUUAUCCAUUUAUUAACUUUUGUACAUGCUUAGAUUGAGGUUAUGAAACUGGCUGAUGAAUAUUACUGACACUCAGGGGUGGAAAGGUGAUAAAUAUGUUUACUCAGAUGUUGAAGUACAGUUGUGAACAACUCGUCCUUAAAGGUAUGUCACUUUUACUGUUUUCUCAGAAACUUUUGUUAACACAAUAUCAAAGAAAGUAUAUGCUUUUACAUUUAUUCCAUAAUCUUCAUCAGCCAAAAUAAACAUUCAGUUCUGAAUGGCAAACCCUCCAUGUUUUCUGUGUUUGUUUUUUCAUCAAAACACUGUAAUUUCAGUUAAAGGUCAUCUGCUAUACACAGAUUUGACAAUAAAGUUCUCCAGAUAUGAAAACGUUUAUGUAAUUGUGUCUUCUGUGAUAUUCUAUAUUUAUCAGGUUAUUUAAAGAGGAAACUGGAUAUGUUUUUUUAAGGAAAUAGUUUUUUUUUUUCAAUAAAAAUUACAUCAAAAUCUUGUGUCAAUGCUAAAUUGUUGCAUACAACUCUAAUGAAAUAUCUUAUUUAUUAGCAUUGGUUUUUCUGUUUAUCAGUGUGCAUUUUGAGCACUUGGCUUUGAAGAUGAUUAUAUAUCAACAGCAUUGUGAUCUGUUCGAGUGACGUUUGGCUUUGUUGCAACGACAGCACUUGCAGUAAAGCUGUUACAAUGGCAGAGAGUGGGGUAAGAUGAGCCGUUUUUCAUAUUUCGGAUCUCUACAUCAAGGCAAUCAUAGUUUUGUCUCUAACUAGUGUAUCUGCAUAUAUGUCAAGAUGUUGUGCAUCCCUACAAACCAACAGAAUGAGUGUAAACAUAACUGUCCUGAUAAUAUAUCAUGCCAAAAAAAGUGGUCUCCUAUGGUCAACUUACCCCGUGUAUGCGGUAAGUUGACCAUACACUCUCCACCCCAGCCCUCCCUCACCUUCUCUCUCCCUAAAUAACAGUCACUUCUUCAUAUUCAUGUGUAUUUCUAUCUAUUACAUGCUAUUCAACUGGUACAAUCACUCUUUUUUAGUAUUAUUGCAUAUACCUUUUAACAUUUAACAUUUUAACACGAGAAUGCCUUUAAGUGAUUCAGAACAUUCACAGCUGUAUUUUUAAAAAGAAAAAGUAAAACAUUUCAACAAUCUGAACUGAAACUCUGAUCC
This is a messenger RNA of Xyrichtys novacula (pearly razorfish), 21709 nucleotides long. NCBI's taxonomy places the organism in Eukaryota, Metazoa, Chordata, Actinopteri, Labriformes, Labridae. The record is from the annotation of a GenBank genome assembly.